Molecule: messenger RNA, 1699 nt
Organism: Raphanus sativus (radish)
Lineage: Eukaryota; Viridiplantae; Streptophyta; Magnoliopsida; Brassicales; Brassicaceae
Product: glucan endo-1,3-beta-glucosidase 12-like
Exons: 3
Coding region: 188-1549 (453 amino acids)
Biological process (GO): carbohydrate metabolic process
Cellular component (GO): plasma membrane
Molecular function (GO): hydrolase activity, hydrolyzing O-glycosyl compounds
Source: RefSeq, a predicted model, not a curated record
AAAACAGUUCAGUUUAUCAUUUUUUUUGCUAUUCUUCCGAGUUAUUUGUUAUCCCACAUCCCCCACUUCUUUUCACCUGAGUACUAUAAAACACAGCACCGGAGAAAAAGAGUAUCUUCAUGACCACCAAACGACACUAGUUUAUGCGUUUCAUGCUUUGCUUCUGAAGAAAAAACAGAGAAACAUCAUGGCCGUUUCCUUCCUACCUUAUUGUCUCAUUCUUUCUUUCUUCUCAGCCAUUUCCAUUACACAAGCAAGUUCGGGAAUGAUCGGUGUCAACUACGGUCGAAUAGCUAACAAUCUCCCGUCACCGGAGAACGUAGUGAACCUCCUCAAAUCACAAGGAAUCAACCGCAUCAAAAUCUACGACACAGACAACAACGUGCUAACCGCGCUCGCACACUCCGGAAUCAAAGUAGUCGUUACUCUCCCCAACGAGCUUCUCUCUCGCGCCGCGUCCCACCAAUCAUUCGCCGACAAAUGGGUCCAACACAACAUCAGAAAACACUUCCCCGCGACGGAGAUAGAGGCGAUCGCCGUCGGUAACGAGGUCUUCGUCGACCCCAAGAACACGACUCCUUACCUCGUCACCGCGAUGAAGAACAUUCACACCUCUCUCGUCAAGUAUAACCUCGACAAGUCGAUCAAGAUCUCGUCCCCGAUCGCUCUCAGCGCGCUGGCUAACUCCUACCCGCCUUCUUCCGGUUCAUUUAAACAGGAAUUGGUCGAACCGGUUAUUAAACCGAUGCUUGAUCUGCUUUGUAAAACGUCGUCGUAUCUUAUGGUGAACGUUUACCCGUUCUUCGCCUACUCGGGGAACGCGGAUAAAAUCUCCUUGGACUACGCUCUCUUCGGAGAUAACGCCGGGACUGUUGACUCGUCCAACGGGCUGAGAUACGACAGCCUCUUCGACGCUCAGCUCGACGCCGUUUACGCAGCCAUGUCCGCCGUCGGAUUUAACGACGUCAGAGUGAUGGUGACGGAGACGGGCUGGCCUUCCGCCGGAGACGAGAACGAGAUCGGCGCGAGCCGAUCCAACGCGGCGGCGUACAAUCUAGGACUCGUGAAGAGAGUGUUAAGCGGUAACGGAACGCCGUUAAGACCGAAGGAGCCGCUCAACGUCUUUUUGUUCGCUCUGUUUAACGAAAACCAGAAACCGGGACCCACCUCGGAGAGGAACUACGGGUUGUUUUACCCGAACGAGGGAAAAGUGUACGACGUUCCGUUCGCCGCCGCAGCCAACGGUGACAGAGACCAGGGCGAGGGACAGUUACAGACGUGGUGCGUGUCGAGAGGAGACGCGGCGAAGGAAAAGCUCCAGGCAGCUCUCGAUUACGCCUGCGGGGAAGGAGGAGCUGACUGCCGUCCGAUCCAGCCUGGUGCCACGUGUUAUCAUCCGAAGUCGUUGGAAGCGCACGCUUCGUUCGCGUUUAACAGUUACUACCAGAAAAACGCACGUCGUGUUGGCACGUGCUAUUUCGGUGGGACUGCUCACGUGGUCACGCAACAUCCUCGAUACGGGAAAUGCAAGUUUCCCACAGAACAUUGAGGCGAAUUCAGUUUGCGGCUUUCUGACUAAUUUUUAUAGUACUUUAAUUUGUUAGUUUGUUUGCUAUUCUGAAAUAUAUUUUGUUGACUGCAUAGAACACAUAUUUAUCACCAGAUGAACAUAAUAUUCCAAUCUUCAUCAAGUUAGUUA